GGGAUUGAAGCAGAAACAACAGGGCGGAAACCUGCUUGGGCAUGAAAAUCUGACUAAAAAGGACAAGGACUCUUGUCCUGUCUUCAAUUAUUGUUUCAUGAUCUCCUUAUAACGUUUAUUGAUGUAGCAGAUACAGAACGUCAGGGCUCCAGACUCUGAGUCUCGCCGCGUUCCCGCCGUCACCGCCGUCACGUUUACUUGUUAUACUUCUACAUGCAGAGCUAGUACCUGGUUGGUAUAAAAGCGUGAUACUUUCUGUAGCACACCUGCCGUCCACCCGGAAGAAGGCCAAAGGUGUUGCUUACAUCUCGAGAACCUCCUGUCGGUUCCGUGAUUCGACGCCUGGUUGAUUUCCUGAUCUAUCCUAGCAGAGAGUGUCCUAGUCACGAAUCUCCUCGGCAUUUUGUAUAGGACGCGGAUCGCGGUCAUGGAAGCACACAACCCUACCGGUGUUGCGAUCGGGCAAGAGGUCCCGAAACCGGUGUCAGCCGUCAUCUUUGAUAUGGACGGGCUGCUGCUGGACACGGAGGGUGCAUACACGGUUGCCCAGCAGCGCAUCCUCGACCGCUUCUGUCGUACCUUCACCUGGGAGCUGAAGGCGCUUAUGAUGGGGCGGCAGCCGCAGGAGGGCGCCCGGGUGCUGCUGGAGGCGCUGCAGCUGACACCCGAGGAAAUAACACCCGAGCAAUUCCUGGCUGAGCGUGAUGCCCUGCUGCGGGACGUCUUCCCGGACUCCCCGUUGAUGCCGGGGGCGGAGCGCCUGGUCCGCCACCUGGCUGCGCACCGGGUCCCCAUCGCCCUGGCCACCGGCUCCUCUCAGAGCCAGUUCGCCCUCAAGACCUCCAAACACGGGGAGCUCUUCGGACUGUUCAACCGGGUAAUCACGGGCGACAUGGUGCACAGGGCCAAACCCGACCCGGCCAUCUUCCUGGCGGCCGCAGAGGGAUUUCCGCUGCCACAGCCGACCCCCGGGUCUGUGCUCGUGUUUGAGGACGCACCCAACGGUGUGGAGGCGGCGUUGGCGGCGGGCAUGCGUGUUGUGAUGGUGCCGUACCCAGGUAUGCCGGAGGAGAUCUCGAGGGGUUGCGGGGCGACUGCGGUGUUUGCCAGCCUGGAGGACUUCAAACCGGAGCAGUGGGGGCUGCCGCCGUACACGGACAGCUCAACGUAA
Molecule: messenger RNA, 1171 nt
Organism: Volvox carteri f. nagariensis
Lineage: Eukaryota; Viridiplantae; Chlorophyta; Chlorophyceae; Chlamydomonadales; Volvocaceae
Exons: 3
Coding region: 428-1171 (247 amino acids)
Molecular function (GO): phosphatase activity
Source: RefSeq, a predicted model, not a curated record